CUGCGUCGUCCAUCAAGUCCAAACGACAGAACUGAAGAAAGAAAGAGCGGGAGAAAAAGAAACCCUAGCUAGCUCUGAAGAUGUCUGACCCCUCUGGGAUUAUUACUCCUGAUGAAGCCAAAGAGCAAAAACCCACCAUUAAUCUGAAGGUUAAGAUUAACAAGGAUGGAAGUGAAGUGUUUUUCAGGAUUAAACCAACUACAAAGCUAAACAAAGUCAUUGAUGCAUUGUGCACAAAACGUUCCCUGGAUCGCAAUUCCUUAGUGUUCAUCUUCGAUGGCGAUCACAUUAAUGGCAAGAAGACUGCUGCGGAGCAUCAUAUGGAAGAUGGUGAUGAAAUCGAUGUCUUUCUUCUCACUGAUGGAGGUUCACUGACAUUCAAAAGUUAUUGAAGCCACUGUAUACUAGAGGAAGGAGGUCAUGGUUGAAAUACGUAAUGCUUUACGCUGUGACCAAUAGCCAUUGAAAACUUUGUGUUGAAAUAUGCUAUGCAAAUCUACGUAGGUAAACUAAAGAUUCGAUGCAGAUUAUAUUUGAACUUUAUAUUAAGCUUGUCAUGCUGAUCUAAAUUAGAGUUGUAUUUCAUCAGAAAACAUCUGUGGUUGUUAGCAGUCAACUUAUUCGGCCCGUAUGUGAAGAUGUGUUUGGUUUA
Malus domestica (apple) is the source of this 652-nucleotide messenger RNA. Its product is annotated as small ubiquitin-related modifier 1-like. The record is from RefSeq and is a predicted model, not a curated record. Gene Ontology annotation, biological process: protein sumoylation. Gene Ontology annotation, molecular function: protein tag activity; ubiquitin-like protein ligase binding. NCBI's taxonomy places the organism in Eukaryota, Viridiplantae, Streptophyta, Magnoliopsida, Rosales, Rosaceae. Gene Ontology annotation, cellular component: nucleus.